UUUAAUUAAAAAAAAAUAUUUUUGCCCUUUUUUAUCCCAAAUCUAAUAAUAAAUUUGACUUUUGACGAAAGAAAAAAAUAGAAAUUUACUAUUAAAUUAACUAAUUAUCUUUUCUCUGUUUAGUCCUAUCGCAUGCACCGAGGUGGUCUCUGGUCUGAAUCAAUAGGAUAUAAAUUUGACGUUUCAACCGAAUUUUCCGGAUUUUGCUAAUCGGGUUCGAGUUGAAGAAGAAGGGACAGAUCUGAGUGUACCAGAGCAACUGGGAAAAUGGGCGAGUAUUCUUGGCCAACCGAGUCUCAGUUUAAGGCAAUGAAGGAAAAAGUCUCUGAGCUGUCUGGAAGAGGCACUGAGGAAGUCCGGGUUGUUGUCUCCCCUUAUCGGAUAUGUCCCUUGGGAGCCCACAUCGAUCACCAGGGUGGAAAUGUAUCAGCUAUGACAGUUAAUAGGGGAAUUCUCCUUGGAUUUGUUCCUUCUGGUAACCCUGAGGUUUUAGUGCAUUCAAAGCAGUUUGCCGGAGAAGUUAAGUUCAGAGUGGAUGAAGCCCAGCACCCAAAAGGUAUUGCUCUGAAGAACAGCAAGAUCCAUGCAAGUGAGUCUUCCCAGAUAAAAAAAUAUUCGAGCUGGGGAAAUUAUGCUAGAGGGGCGCUAUAUGCACUGCAGAGCAGAGGAAACCAUAUAUCACAGGGCUUCAUAGGAUAUAUUUGUGGUUCCGAGGGUAUGGACAGCUCAGGCCUUAGCUCUUCUGCUGCUGUUGGAGUUGCUUACUUGCUAGCUUUAGAAAGUGCAAAUAAUUUGAUGAUUUCACCUACUGAAAAUAUAGAAUAUGACAGGGUUAUUGAAAAUGAGUAUUUGGGCCUGAAGAAUGGCAUUUUGGACCAAUCUGCAAUCUUGCUUUCAAGCUAUGGGUGUCUAACAUACAUGGACUGCAAGACUAAAGAACACUGUCUUAUACAUCCACCGAAGUUGCUAAAGGACAACAAAACUGAAUUUCAGAAAGCAUACAAGAUAUUAUUGGCAUUUUCAGGCUUGAGGCAGGCUUUGACUACGAAUCCUGGAUAUAAUUACCGCGUUGCAGAGUGCCAAGAGGCUGCUAGGAUCCUUCUUGAAGCCUCUGGAAAUGUGGAAGUGGAACCUCGGUUGUGCAAUGUUGACCCAGAGUUUUAUGAAGCUCACAAGAGCAAAUUAGAGCAUGAUCUAGCCAAAAGAGCAGAGCAUUAUUUCUCUGAGAAUAUGCGGGUUAGGAAAGGACUUGAAGCUUGGGCUUCAGGAAAUCUGGAAGAAUUUGGAAAGCUCAUUUCAGCUUCUGGCCUAAGUUCCAUCAAAAACUAUGAAUGUGGUUCGGAGCCGCUGAUACAACUUUACGAGAUCCUCCUGAAGGCUCCUGGCGUAUUUGGGACACGGUUCAGUGGUGCUGGGUUCCGGGGAUGCUGUCUUGCUUUUGUAGAUACAGAUCAUGCUGAAAAAGCUGCUUCAUUUGUCAGGAAGGAGUAUCUUAAGCUGCAACCGGACCUGGCAAAUCAUAUAGAGGAGAAGGCUGUGUUAAUAUGUGAGGCUGGGGAUUGUGCUCAUGUUCGCAAGUACACAACUCAUUAACUUCAUCUCUGCAAGUUUAUUCAUCCAUUUCAUUUUGCAGGAGCAUAUAUAUGUAUGUAUAUUGUCAUUCAUUCGGGUAUAUCAACUAUGAAUGUACUGAAAAUUAUUCACUUCAUCAUAAAUACAAGUUCUUGGGCAUGUUGCAACCCAUUUCUUUCUCUAUA
Carica papaya (papaya) is the source of this 1757-nucleotide messenger RNA. It is a transcript of the gene GALAK, whose product is annotated as galacturonic acid kinase. Gene Ontology annotation, cellular component: cytoplasm; cytosol. Lineage: Eukaryota; Viridiplantae; Streptophyta; Magnoliopsida; Brassicales; Caricaceae. Gene Ontology annotation, molecular function: galacturonokinase activity; ATP binding. The record is from RefSeq and is a predicted model, not a curated record. Gene Ontology annotation, biological process: galactose metabolic process.